Molecule: messenger RNA, 4946 nt
Organism: Vigna unguiculata (cowpea)
Lineage: Eukaryota; Viridiplantae; Streptophyta; Magnoliopsida; Fabales; Fabaceae
Product: actin-binding FH2 (formin 2) family protein
Source: RefSeq, a predicted model, not a curated record
UCAGAAAACAAAAUGUUAAGAUACGGACACAGAAACACAGAUUGCGUUAGAGAGAGAAACCUCGGAUCCAAAUUGUUCUUCUAAAGUUCUUAUUUUUCUAACAACAACUAACCAUAUCUAUUGUUCAACUCUUUCCAUUUGAAUAUGACAUAUUAUGCAACUGAGGAUUGAGAUAGAUAUAGUGUGCAUGUGAAGACAAGGACAUUUCCAGAAAAAGUGUUUCUUAAAGACCCAGCAAAAAUCCAGGCCUCUGAUUCCUGAAUACACACUCCCUUCAAUGCCAACACCAAUACUGUCUUCAUGAUUACGAUUGCAAUCUAUUUCUAUUUGGUGGGGGAUCUAAAAAAUUUGAGCUUGGAUGCAAUGUGGGUUGAAUUAGGGCAGUUAUAGGUGUCCUACCUGUCAGGGUGACCCUCUUGGAUCUUCCACACAAUGGCAUUGUUCCGCAAGUUCUUCUAUAAGAAGCCCCCAGAUGGGCUUCUAGAAAUCACUGAAAGGGUUUAUGUCUUUGAUUACUGCUUUACCACGGAUGUUAUGGAAGAAGAUGAAUAUAGAGUGUAUCUAGGAGGAAUAAUUGGGCAACUUCGUGGUCACUUCCCCGAUGCUUCAUUCAUGGUGUUCAACAUGCGGGAAGGAGACAGCCAAAGCCAGAUUUCAAACAUUUUGUGUGACUAUGAUAUGACUGUGAUAGAUUAUCCUCGACAGUAUGAAGGGUGCCCGUUGCUUACCAUGGAGAUGAUCCAUCAUUUCUUGAGAUCAGGUGAAAACUGGCUUCAACUUGGGCAUCAAAAUGUUGUCUUGAUGCAUUGUGAACGAGGUGGGUGGCCGUUACUAGCGUUUAUGCUGGCUGCACUCUUGAUUUAUAGGAAGAUGUUUACAGGGGAGCAGAAAACACUAGACAUGAUAUAUAAACAAGCUCCUCGGGAACUUCUGCAGUUGAUGUCACCAUUGAAUCCUUUACCUUCACAAUUGAGAUAUCUUCAGUACAUAUCAAGAAGAAAUGUUGGUUCAGAAUGGCCUCCUCUUGAUAGGGCACUUACUUUGGACUGUGUAAUUAUAAGACUCAUUCCUAACAUGGGUGGAGAGGGUGGUUGCCGUCCUAUAUUUAGAAUAUAUGGGCAAGACCCUUUUAUUCCUGCAGAUCGAACUCCCAAAGUUCUCUUUUCAACUCCAAAAAGGAGCAAACUUGUUCGCUACUGUAAGCAGACUGAUUGUGAACUGGUUAAGAUUGACAUCCACUGUCAUGUUCAAGGAGAUGUCGUUUUUGAGUGUAUUCAUCUGCACAGUGAUUUAGAGCAUGAAGAAAUGAUGUUUCGGGUGAUGUUUAAUACAGCAUUCAUAAGAUCAAAUAUUUUGAUGCUUAACCGUGAUGAAAUCGACAUACUAUGGAAUGCUAAAGAUUGCUUCCCUAAGAAUUUCAGAGUGGAGGUUCUUUUCUCAGAUAUGGAUGCUUCAUCUUCUGUUAUUUCAAUUGAUCUGCCUCGUGUUGAGGAGAAAGAUGGCCUCCCUGUUGAAGCAUUUGCAAAGGUCAAGGAGAUUUUCAGCAACGUGGAUUGGCUAGAUUCAAAGGAAGAAGUAGCAAGUGUGCUCCAACAUAUCACAUCUUCAAAUAUCCUUCUGGAAAAAUUCGACGCUGGGGUUUCUGCUGCAACUAGUGGCUUGCAAAGGGAGUCAUCUGAAAAUUCUGCAGCUGUUUUGAAGGCAUACAGUGAUCCAAACAUUCAGACUUCUGCAGUUCAGGGGAAACAUUCUACAUCCUCAUUGGGAUCGUCUUUGGAUUUUGCUUUGGGAAAUAAGACCGAACCAUUAGAGUCAAAGACAUUGUCCGAAAAUGACAUGAAGACUCUAGAGUCAUUAGCAUCCACUGAUGGAGAUUCAUUGGCAAAGAAGAUUGAUUUGUUAGGAUCAAAGGAGAAAACAAUUGAUAACUCAUCUGUUAGUGCUCCUAUGGAAAAGAACAAUGACUCUCUAGAACUGAAGGAAUCACCAGAAAAUAGCCUCAGGACUUCUGCUUCCACAAGUCAGGGGAAACAGCUUACUCCCUCAUUAGAUGAGGCCAAGGUUCCAUAUAAGGAUGCAUAUUCAAUGACACAGGACGUGGGACCAUUAGAGACAAAGGAAAAGGAUACUGAAUCAUUAGAAACAAAGUCAUUAAUGGAACAACCUGUUGAAGCAAGCACAAUUAAAACGAAAAUUGAACCUCAUGAAUUGCAGGUUUCCCUCCAGCUUCCCACUCAAACAAAAAUAAUUUCUUCACCGGUGCGUCCAACUGUCCGAUCUGCUUCUGCUUCCACUUCUUAUUUUAACUCCUUAAAAGGUUCACCUGUAGCUAUCUCAAGAUAUCGUAGUGCACCAUCAGCUCUUGGAAUAACAUCUGUGUUGCAGGAUCAUGAAGCAGUGGAUAUCAAAGAAGUAACUCAUGCAGUUACAGUAUCUCCUCCAGCUUCAGAUUCCAAGGUGUUGAAAACUUCAGUUGAUGCUCUUAAAACCACGGAAAAGGCUUUUGAAUCCCUUUCUCCUGCAGCUGCAACUACACCACCGCCACCGCCACCACCAUCUCCUCCUCCCCCAUCAUUUUCUCCAGCUCCUUCCCUUCCUAAAGGUCCUCCUCCACCGCCGCCUCCACCUGCGCUGUCUGGGUUUCCAUCUUCAUUGGGUAUAAAUGAAUCAGUUUCUGUGCCUAGCACUCCUCCUCCUCCCCCGCCUCCACCUCCUAGCCUUUCAGGUUCUGCACCACCACCACCACCCCCUCCUCCCGCUUCUGCAUUCCAAAAUUCUUUGUCUGAGAACUCCAAAAGUGGUCCUCCUGUACCCCCACCUCCACCUCCUAGCCUUCCUGGUUCAGCUCCAUCAUCAUCACCUUCAGCGCCACUACCACCCCCUCCUCCAGGCUCUACGUCCCAAAGUUCUUUGUCUAGCUCCACAAAUGUUCCACCUGUACCCCCACCUCCCCUUUCUGCCAAUGGAUUGUCAAAACCUGGAGUUCCUGGACCUCCUGGAGUUCCUGGACCACCUGGACCACCUGGAGUUCCUGGACCACCUUCUGCUCCUUUUGGUGCAAAGGGUCGUGGCCUGAUGCGAGCUAAUGCAAAAGGUCAAUCUAAGAGGAGCAAUCUGAAACCUUACCAUUGGUUAAAAUUAACAAGGGCGAUGCAAGGAAGCUUAUGGGCUGAGACACAAAAACUAGAUGAGUUUUGUAGGGCUCCAGAGUUUGACAUGUCAGAACUUGAAACUUUGUUCUCCGCAGCUUCUCCAGCUUCUAAUGAAAAAGGGGGAAAGUCAAAUCGCCGUGCCUCUGGGCAAAAAGUUGAGAAAGUUCAACUGAUUGAGCUCAGGCGGGCCUAUAACUGUGAGAUCAUGCUUACAAAAGUCAAAAUCCCUUUGCCUGACUUGAUGUGUGCUGUGCUUGCAAUGGAUGAUACAGUAUUAGAUAUCGAUCAAAUUGAGAACCUUAUAAAAUUCUCUCCAACCAAAGAAGAGAUGGAAACACUCAAGAACUAUACCGGGAAUAAGGACAACUUGGGAAAGUGUGAGCAGUUCUUCUUAGAAUUGAUGAAAGUGCCAAGAGUGGAAAGCAAGCUAAGAGUUUUCUCUUUUAAGAUGCAAUUCUUAUCCCAGGUUUCAGAGCUGAAAAGAGAUUUGAAUAUUGUGAAUUCUGCAUCUGAAGAGAUAAGGAAUUCAGUCAAGUUGAAAAGAAUCAUGCAGACCAUUCUUUCUCUGGGUAAUGCUUUGAACCAUGGAACUGCAAGAGGUUCGGCUGUUGGGUUUCGAUUGGAUAGUCUCCUUAAACUAACUGAUACACGAGCAAGAAACAACAAGAUGACUCUUAUGCAUUAUCUCUGUAAGGUGCUUGCUGAAAAACUAGGAGAACUUCUCGAUUUCCAUAAAGACCUAUUGAGUUUGGAGGCGGCAACCAAGAUACAAUUAAAAUACUUGGCAGAGGAAAUGCAAGCUAUUAGUAAAGGACUGGAGAAAGUAGUUCAGGAAUUGACUGCAUCAGAGAAUGAUGGACCUGUGUCAGAAUUCUUCUGCCAGAUUCUGAAGGAAUUUCUUUCUUAUGCUGAAUCUGAAGUAAGGUCUUUGGCUCAACUUUAUGCCAAUGUGGGUAGAAAUGCAGAUGCAUUGGCUUUAUACUUUGGUGAAGAUCCAGCACGUUGUCCAUUUGAACAAGUUGUAUCUACGCUGCUCAACUUUGUGAGGUUGUUCGUGAAAGCACAUGACGAAAAUUGCAAGCAGAUUGAACUAGACAGAAAGAGAGCAGAGAAGGAAGCAGAGCAUGAGAAGUUGAAGCUAGCUGCUGCCAAGAAGGAGGCUGAACAUAUGAUGAGGACCACCAUAAAGAGUGGGGAUAUUAAAUGAUAUGAUCCUUUGAAGGCCUCAAAACAAGAGUUGUUCCACAGUGAUAAAGAUCCCGUGUGGUUGGAUGAAGAAAACCCUUUGCGCAAGUGCAGAAUCAUCUUGUUCUUGGCUGCAUUGACAUUGAUGAUGACCCUAUAACUCAAGUUCUCUAAUGAAAGAAAUGUGGUGCUCAUGGCAUAUAUGGCUGAGGAUUAUGUUCAUGUUAAGUAAUAAGCCUUCUCAAAGCUCGUUUUAUGUUGAUGUGUACCCUGCAUAGUCAUGAGUUUUUAAUUGACAUUCAUUUCAAUCUCAAUUUGUUCCAUGUCAUGCAGAAAAGCAGUUUUAUGGUGUUCACUUCAGUGAGGAGUGGUGAACUGUCAGUGUACAAAUUGAUCUAGUUUUACUCUUCUAGUCCAAAGUUGUGUACUCACAUUAGCGAUGUAAAUGUUAAUCCAGUGGUAUAUCCCCCCUAUAAGAUAGAGCAGUAUUUAAAUUUUACUUCAACUUGAGAGUGCUUAGAGGCACCAAUACUGAGUUUUCAUUUAACUAACUGAUGAAGGAAAAUGCUUUGUAAAUAUUGAACUUCUGGUUAGAGUACAUGUUAUUCA